AUGGUGUGCUGGAGACAGGCAGGAGGGACAGAAGUUCUCUUGGCUUUUCGCAGAGGGAGCUUUCCGCAGCCCGAGGACUCCAGGGUGCAGGGAGCUCGGGGCCCCAGGCGCGGAGCCCCCCAGGCGCGGAGCCGCGGGCCGGGUGAGCAGCCAGCCGCCGCCUCCCGGCCGCCUCGCCGCCCUUUGGCCGGGUGCCGGCGGCUCACGCGCCCUCUCGCACCUGGUGCCGGCGCCCGCGGGGAGCAGCUGCACCAGCUGGCGUCCGGGAUGGGGUCAGUGAAGCGCAGCCUGAAGAAGAUGCUGCACCUUGGCGAGAAGGAGCCCCAGGGCGUAGUCUACGAGGGCGUGGAGGUGGACACGGACGCCGGCAAGGACUCCGUUAAGAUGAUUCUUGAAAGACGUGCAUAUAGAUUACAAAACAUCAUCAAGAAACGAAGCAGAUCAAGCCAACAUGAUGAUGUGAACGCCUCCCCUUUGCACCACGCUGCAGCGGAAGGUCAAGUAGAGCUGAUGGAGACGAUCAUGAAUGACUCCUGCUGUGACGUGCUAAAUGUGAUGGAUAAUUAUGGAAAUACCCCUCUGCACUGGGCUGCAGAAAAAAACCAGGUCGAAAGCGUUACAUUUCUUCUCGGCAGAGGGGCAAACCCUAACCUCAGAAACAACAGCGUGAUGGCACCGCUCCACAUGGCCGUGCAAUGUUGUCACAACGAGGUGGUGAAGGUCUUAACUGAGCACAGAAGUACUAAUAUUAAUUUGGGAGGAGAAAAUGGAAACACGGCUGUGAUAAUUGCCUGCUCCAAAGAUAAUAGUGAAGCACUACAAAUUUUGUUUAGUAAAGGAGCUAAGCCAUGCAUACCAAAUAAAUGGGGAUGUUUCCCUAUUCACCAGGCUGUGUUUUCAGGCGCCAAAAAAUGCAUGGAAAUAGUAUUAAAGUUUGGUGAAGAACAUGGACACAGCAGACAGUGCCAUAUUAAUUUUGUCGAUAAGGGGAAACACAGCCCUCUCCACAUGGCGGUUCAAAGUGGCGACUUGGAAAUGAUCAAAAUGUGCCUGGACAAUGGUGCAAAGAUAGAUCUGCGGGAGAAAGGGAAGUGCACAGCUCUUCAUUUUGCUGCCACUCAGGGAGCCACGGAAAUUGUUAAACUGAUGAUAUCCUCCUAUUCUGGUGAUAGUGAUAUUGUUAACGCAGUGGACGGAAAUCAAGAGACGCUGCUUCACAGGGUCUCAUUGUUUGAUCACUAUGAACUUGCAGACUAUUUAAUUUCAAUGGGAGCAGAUAUUAAUAGCAUUGAUUCCGAAGGACGUUCUCCACUUCUAUUAGCAACUGCUUCUGCAUCUUGGAAUAUUGUGAAUUUGCUACUUUCUAAAGGUGCCCAAGUAGACAUAAAAGAUCAUCUCGGACGUAAUUUUUUGCAUUUGACUGUACAACAACGUUAUGGAUUAAAAAAUUUACGACCUGAGUUUAUGCAGAUGCAACAUAUUAAAGAGCUGGUCAUGGAUGAAGACAACAAUGGUUGUACUCCUCUACAUUAUGCGUGUAGACAGGGCGUUCCUGUCUCUGUAAAUAACCUGCUUCACUUCAACGUGUCCAUUCAUUCCAAAAGCAAAGAUAAGAAAUCACCGCUGCAUUUUGCAGCCAGUUAUGGGCGUAUCAAUACCUGCCAGAGGCUCCUGCAAGACAUCCCCGAUAUGAGGCUUUUGAAUGAAGGUGACCUUCAUGGAAUGACACCUCUCCACUUGGCAGCAAAAAACGGGCAUGAUAAAGUUGUUCAACUUCUCCUGAAAAAGGGGGCAUUACUCCUCAGUGACCACAAUGGCUGGACUCCUUUGCAUCAUGCUUCUAUUGGCGGGUACACGCAGACCAUGAAGGUCAUUCUUGACACCAAUUUGAAAUGCACAGAUCAGCUAGAUGAAGAAGGGAACACUGCGCUUCACUUGGCUGCAGGGGAGGGCCACGCCAAAGCCGUUGCACUUCUUCUGAGCUACAAUGCGGAAAUCGUCCUGAACAAGCAGGAUGCCUCCUUCUUGCAUGUUGCAAUUCACAACAGAAGGAAGGAGGUGGUUCUUACCACCAUCAGGAACAGAAGAUGGGAAGAAUGUCUUAAGACAUUUAGUCAUUAUUCUCAAAGUAAUAAAUGUCCCAUCAUAGAAAUGGUGGAGUACCUCCCUGAAUGCAUGAAAGUACUUCUGGAUGUCUGCAUGUUACACUCCACAGGGGACAAGUCGUGCCAAGACUAUCAUAUCGAGUAUAAUUUCAAAUACCUUCAAUGUCCACUAGAACUCACCAAAAAAAUAACUCCUGUAAAUGACGUUACGUAUGAACCUCUUUCAACACUCAAUGCAAUGGUACAACAUAACCGUGUAGAGCUUCUCAACCAUCCUGUUUGUAAAGAAUAUUUAUAUAUGAAAUGGCUGGCUUAUGGGUUUAGAGCCCAUAUAAUGAACCUGGGAUCUUACUGUCUUGGUCUCAUACCUAUGACCUUUCUUGUUAUCAAUAUAAAGCCAGGAAUGGGUUUCAACUCAGCUGGAAUCAUCAAUGAAACUAGUAAUCAUUCAGAAAUGUUAGACACCAAGAAUUCAUAUUUUAUAAAAGUCUGUAUGAUAUUAGUUUUUUUAUCAAGUAUAUUUGGAUAUUGCAAAGAAGUGGCCCAAAUUUUCCAACAGAAAAGAAGCUACUUGUGGGAUCAUAGCAAUGCAGUGGAAUGGGUUAUCUACACAAUGAGCAUCAUUUUUGUGUUGCCCUUGUUCGUGGGUAUACCAGCUCAUGUCCAGUGGCAGUGUGGAGCAAUUGCUAUAUUCUUGUAUUGGAUGAACUUCUUAUUGUAUCUUCAGAGAUUUGAGACUUGUGGAAUUUUCAUUGUUAUGUUGGAGGUGAUUAUGAAAACCUUGUUGAGGUCCACCGUUGUGUUUAUUUUCCUUCUUCUGGCUUUUGGAUUGAGCUUCUAUGUCCUUCUGAAUGUACAGGAUGCCUUCAGCAAUCCGUUACUCUCCAUUAUCCAGAUCUUCAGUAUGAUGCUCGGAGAUGUCAAUUAUCGUGAUUCUUUUCUAGAACCCUUUCUGAGGAAUGAAUUGUCAUAUCCCAUUCUGUCCUUUAUACAGCUUAUUACUUUCACAAUGUUUGUUCCAAUUGUCCUCAUGAAUUUACUGAUUGGUUUGGCGGUUGGUGACAUUGCUGAGGUCCAGAAACACGCAUCGUUGAAGAGGAUUGCCAUGCAGGUGAAACUUCAUACCAGCUUAGAGAAGAAACUGCCGCUCUACUUCCUACGCAAAGUGGAUCAGCAGAACAUCAUCGUCUACCCCAACAGACCCAAAUACCAAGGGGGGCUAAUAUGUAUAUUUCAUUAUAUGUUCUCCAUCCAAGAAGCAAGGCAAGAAACACCAAAUGAUGAUACAUCUUUAGAAACAGAAAUAUUGAAGCAGAAAUACCGGCUAAAGGAUCUCACUUCUCUUCUGGAAAAACAGCAUGAGCUCAUUAAACUUAUCAUUCAGAAGAUGGAGAUCAUCUCAGAAACAGAGGAUGAAGAUAACCACAGUUCUUUUCAAGACAAGUUUAAAAAAGAGCAGUUAGAACAAAGGAAUAGCAAAUGGAAUUCUGUGUUGAGAGCAGUAAAGGAAAAGACACAGUGCUCUCCUCAUUAGUUACCCAGACCUGCAAUGGAGCUUCCUACCGGGGGGUUGCACGUCUUACUGAGUCUAAUUUCCAAUUCGGAAACAGUGAGAAGGGCAAAAUUCUGAUUCUGAUUUCACUGCAUGUGAAAUCAUGGUUCCUUCAUUGUGUAUAAAAGUAAACGAUCUCUUUCUCUCAAUUCCUAUUUUCUGCCAGUGAUUGUUUUGGGGAAUAUCCUCACUGAUAUGUUCAAGUUGGACUUUACCUCUCAUUUUUUGAAGGCGUAGAAAGAUAAUUUGCUAGAACAUACAUUUUUAAUGAUAAAGAGUAGUAAAUGUAACUAUUAGUCUAGAAUUCAAAUGUCAAUACUGGAUUCCUGCUUGGUAAUCAUCUCAUAUAAUAUGUAAUGCCUUAGCUAAUAGUCUCAAGUAUUAGAUUCGGUUCUGACUUGUGGGAUGCUUUUCUGUGUUGAAAGAACCUGUAUGUGGAAUCCUGUGUACUCUGUCUCUUCCUAUUGUGACAGAUAGCCCACCCUUUAUGCUAAUCCCAAAACACCCGAUGUCACUUUGAGCCAUGUAGUUGAGGCCCCCCAAAAUGGACUUUAUGAUAUGCAUGAAUUUUACUAUACAUAAUACAUGUUAUUUCUGUAUUUUUGUUUGCCAUUGAUCACAAUAAAUGUAAAACUUAUAUACUU
Messenger RNA from Trichechus manatus latirostris (Florida manatee), 4301 nucleotides. It is a transcript of the gene TRPA1, whose product is annotated as transient receptor potential cation channel subfamily A member 1. Lineage: Eukaryota; Metazoa; Chordata; Mammalia; Sirenia; Trichechidae. Gene Ontology annotation, biological process: monoatomic ion transport; transmembrane transport. The coding region runs from base 1 to 3639 and encodes 1212 amino acids. The transcript has 28 exons. Gene Ontology annotation, molecular function: protein binding; monoatomic ion channel activity. Gene Ontology annotation, cellular component: membrane. The record is from RefSeq and is a predicted model, not a curated record.